CUGAUCGGCAUGCGUAGCAGCAGAAAUGGUGCAGACUUCGACUCAAACCUCCAUCAAACCGACGGUCCAAGGUCAACUUCGCGCAUGCUGCGAUCGGUACUCCUGUUAUCCUUAGCCGUGGGGCUGAUCCACGCGCAAGCGUGCGAGGUUCCCAAAGAGAAUACGCUCACAUCAACGUGCUUUGGGCUGUGUGCGCCACGGCCCACCACUGGCAGCAUCGUCGCCAGUUGCCUUGUUCUGGGCGUGAACGACGCCAAAAACGGAUGCACGAACCAGAAAGACGGCACAUGUACCGAGAACGUCGGAGGCGGGGCGUGCACCAUCUCGUGCUUGCAGCCAUUGACCAGUGAACUCGAUUCGACGUGGGCCAUUCGCGUGGGUGUACCCACCCGCCAAGACGCUGACGUCGGGCUUGUGCAAGCCAUCAACGAUGUCGAUAUCACACCCUCCACCACGACCAUUCGCAUUGCGCCGCGCGAUGAUGUCGUCAUACCCACGUCCGAGCUCCGAUUCGUCCAAACGAGCUUUCGUCAAGCCAUCAGUGUCACAACCAUUGACAUUGAACGGUUGCUAGUGACCAAUUUCACGUCGUUGACCAUCUUGUCCAAGCUCAAGUCCCUGAGGCUAAGCAACGUCGGCCUUGCCCAGGCCGUAGACGUCGAGUCGCCGACGAUGUCGGAAACGUUGGACACGGUCGAUCUCUCGGGCAACAAGCUGCGCGAGCUGCCCCUGUUUCUCUUUCGCAACAAGAAUCUGCAGGUGCUCAACGUCUCAGGCAACCCCCUCGUGAACGUGCACUUGAUGGCAUCCGAGCUCCAGUUCCUCCAGGCACUGCAAACAUUUGCCGCGCCCGUCUUGACCCUUACAAUGCCGUGCCAAGUCGGGUUUGUGUCGACGAAGUGGCACGCAUCCGUGCUGUGCGUCCAAGACGAUGCAGGCAAAGAGAGCAGCAACAACACCAGACAGGAUAACCCGUUGGGGUAUGUGCUGGCCACGACCGCGCCGUCGUCAGCGGAGGACGCCGCCGCCGCCUCGUCCAACAAGACGUUCCUCGUCCUCAUCGGCACGGGGACGUGCGUUGUCGUGGGGGUGUUUGUGUACCUGGCCAUCUUCAUGCGUCGCCCCCGCAUGCGCGUCAAGCAUCCCGAGUUUCCUCGGGGGUCGCUCACGUCGUCGGCGGGCGGUGGCGGCGUCGACUCGUCCAUGCAUGUCAUGGAAGCCACCGACAAGUCGUACUACGUGGCGCAGACGGUCCAUCUACCCGAAGACGACGACGACGACGACUGCAUUACCACAGCACCCCACUGGUCGUCGUCCAGGUCCACAUGGACGGUGCAGUCGUUCAGGAGCCUCUUCACCGAGAUUGCGUUCCCCGACUUGGUCGUGUCGGAGGUCGCCCCCGUCGUCCUCGUGCACGACAGCUUUGACAUGGUGAGGGGCAAGUUCAAGGGCAAGCGGCGGGUGCACGUCAACAGGCUCAAGCCCAUGGCCCACGACAAAUCGUUUGUGUUUUUGUCACUCCUGUCGACACUGCGCCACCCGCGGGUCACGGCGGUCGUCGGCGUGAGUUGGCGCCCGGUCGACCCCUCCACGGGCGGUAUCCAGGUGGACGUCGUGUGCGAGUACAUGGACGGCGCGCUCCUCCAAACGUACCUUGGCAGCACAUGCAAGGACACAUGGCGCACCGGCAAGCUGCAGAUCAUGCUCGAUGUGUCGCUUGGCCUCAUGCACAUCCACGAACAUAACUACGUGUACGAACACUUGAGCCCCCGAACACUGCUUGUCGACUCGGCCCGCGGCUGCAAGCUCCACACAGUGGCCAUCGCCCUCAAAGCGCCAUUUCCGUCGACGUCGAGCACUCUGCUGCAUGUCGCGCCCGAGGUGCUCAAGGGCGAACAACCCACGACCGCGUCCGACAUGUAUGCGUACGGCGUUCUCGCUGCCCAUGUCGACAAGAUCACGUCGGAGGGAAUUGCGUUUUCACCGCAAUGUCCCGAGAUGGUGGUGCAAGUGGCCAAAUCGUGUCUGCAGGUGGACCCGCAGCAGCGCCCCAGUGCUAGCUUUGUGUACGCCAUGCUUCGCAGACAAGCCAGCUUCAUUGAAGCAUAAAAGAUAGCAUGGGCCAUAGGAAUAGUGAUAGGUUAGAUGUAUUAAGAGUAGAAGUGAUUCGACUGAGCAUUAUUCGAUUACGGUCGUUGGGAAGCGGUCAGAUUUUGAAUGCAACCGACGGGUGUACAGCAAGUUGUUGGCUGUGGCUAU
Messenger RNA from Aphanomyces astaci, 2259 nucleotides. RefSeq names its product serine/threonine protein kinase. NCBI's taxonomy places the organism in Eukaryota, Oomycota, Saprolegniomycetes, Saprolegniales, Verrucalvaceae. Gene Ontology annotation, molecular function: ATP binding; protein kinase activity. The transcript is spliced from 6 exons. The record is from RefSeq and is a predicted model, not a curated record. Bases 10 to 2109 code for a protein of 699 amino acids. Gene Ontology annotation, biological process: protein phosphorylation.